Messenger RNA from Fonticula alba, 363 nucleotides. RefSeq lists its product as hypothetical. The record is from RefSeq and is a predicted model, not a curated record. The transcript is spliced from 2 exons. NCBI's taxonomy places the organism in Eukaryota, Rotosphaerida, Fonticulaceae. The coding region runs from base 1 to 363 and encodes 120 amino acids.
AUGGAUCCAAUUAAAGCCCUCAAUUGGCUUGCACUCGAGAACAGCCUCCAAGGGUUCACCCCCUCCUUCGUUUCUGCUUUGUUGCCUUCAUCCAUCCCGCUGGUGCCGCAUCCUGCCGGCAACCAGGCAUACACCAUUCAGGCCCCACAGCCCCUCCCCACCUCCUCCUUCCCCCCACCGGGGGCAUACUCCCACCCGGGUCUCUUCUCGGCCAAGCCGCCCGAGUACAAUGACCGGGACCUCGGCACCCUGGAGUACCUUUGCCAUCGGGCGGCCUCGCUCUGGGUGGCUCCCUCGCACAACCCGUCCAUCCCGGAUUCCGUGCGCCUGCUGAAGGACCAGCCUUCCCGAGUUCAGCCUUAA